Molecule: messenger RNA, 1529 nt
Organism: Thrips palmi
Lineage: Eukaryota; Metazoa; Arthropoda; Insecta; Thysanoptera; Thripidae
Product: gustatory and odorant receptor 22-like
Exons: 5
Coding region: 121-1278 (385 amino acids)
Biological process (GO): sensory perception of taste
Cellular component (GO): membrane
Source: RefSeq, a predicted model, not a curated record
GCGAUCCAGCCGCUGCCACCGCCCGGCUACAACAAGGGCGGCGGCCCCAGGAAGAAGGCCCUCGUCAAGGACGACGCCAAGGACGCCCCCGGGGACACCUCGUCCUUCGUGGACGCCGCCAUGCCGCUCAUCCUGCUCAUGCAGAUCGGCAUCUCCAUGCCGGUGCAGCGGCGCAAAGACGGUACGCUCGUGUCAAGGGUGUGCUCCCCGAUCAUGGUGUACUCGCUGGUCGUGUACGCCCUGUUGUCGGUGCCCGUGUACUACGCGGCCAGCGCCGCGGUGCGCCAGCUGGCCGACAAGAAGAGCACGUUCCACGACCAGAUCUACAACCUGACGCCUCUGCUGCUGCUCAACGCACACCCACUGCUCCCCUUCCUGCACUGGCCAGAGGCUCGGUCCGCCGCCGGCUACUUCAACUCGUGGAUCAAGUUCGAGGGGACUUUCCAGCGCGUCUGCGGACGGCCACUACACCUGCAGCUGCGCGGAUGGGUGGCGCGCUGGACGACGAUGUGCUUCCUGUUCGCCGCCUUCCUGGCCGCCACCAUGCCGCUGUACAUGGGGCUGACGUGGCUGCAGGCCCUGGCCUACCUGCACCUGUACCUGGCCAGCGCCUGCCUCGUCACCGUCUGGCUGCUGAGCUCCGUGGCGCUGUGCCGCGCGGGCGAGGCGCUGCGCGACUCCCUGCACGAGGUGGUGGUGGCGGGCGCGUGCACGGCCGACCUGAUGGCGGACUACCGGCAGGCCUGGCUGGAGCUGUCCGAGCUGGCGCAGGAGUCCGGCCGCGCCUGGACCUACUCGUGCGGCCACCUGCUGCUGUACAUGUUCCUGCUCAUGACGGUCACGUCCUUCGGGGUGCUGGCCGGCAUGGCCCGCCACACGCUCGAGGCCCGCACCAUGGCCUACGGCGCCAUGGCCGCGGCCUCGGCGCUCACGCUCUUCGUCGUCUGCAGCGCCGCCGAGACCGCGGCGGACCGGGUGGCGCAGGUGCUGCGGGAGGACCUGCUGAUGGUGCAGCUGAGCGACGACACCCAGCACUUCAAGAACGAGGUCCAGAUGUUCAUGACGGCGCUCGCCAUGGACCCGCCCAUCGUCAACCUGAGCGGCUACGCCACCGUCAACAGGGCACUGUUCGCGUCGGUGAGUACGAUGGUGACCUACCUGGUGGUGCUGGUGCAGUUCGCCUACUCGCUCGACACUCCCGCGGCCAACGCGACCACCACCACGACGGCACCCUCCACCAUGGUGACGCGACCCGUCAUCACCACGCCGGUGCCGUGAGGCCGCCGACUGCGGUGUGUCGCACACGUUUUCCCUACCAGUUUACAUGAGAUCCUAGGGGACUACGCAGUGGUGCCCUACCCUAAACGGCACCACUGCUUAUACGUACCCCAUUUUCCGUGCAUUUUCAGAAACAAUAACGGUGUUUUGUAGUGCACUCGUCUUUGAUUGGCGUGAAGUUUAUGUAUGAAAUAAAUGUGGAAGGAGUUGCUCUCAAGUAGUGCUGUUGAAAUAAAGAACAUGUUGGCGUA